CGGCAGCCAUUGCUAUCGUGGCAUUCUUGCUGCGCUCGGGAGGCUCUGCUAGCUCCGCUCUUCGUCUCUGGAGGAGAGACCGAGCUCAAGAGGAACGCCCUUAGAGGAGUAUCUAAGAAAUGGAUGAGGAACUGAGUGUCGUAAGGGGGCUGCCCCAAUGCGGCCGUCCCCGCCCCUGAGCACCGUGCUACUGCCGCCUCGGUAGCUGUCAUGGCUGUCGUGCCACGUGACCCAGCUCGCGCAGGCCUGGUUUCCCGUCGCUCUAGUUCGGUAGUCCCGACUCCCACCCCUUUUCGUUUUAGGACUCGGAUAUUGCCUUUCUUCCCUCAGAAGGGCUACUGUGCAGACUCCGAGAGAUCCGGCAAAAGCAUCUGGAGAAAAUGACACAUUGGUUUCAUAGGAACCCAUUAAAAGCCACAGCUCCUGUCCCUUUUAACUACUAUGGCGUCAUCACUGGCCCUGCUGCUUCAAAAAUUUGCAGUGACUUGAGAUCAUCCAGAGCACGACUGCUUGAACUGUUCACCGAUUUGAGCUGUAAUCCAGAAAUGAUGAAGAGUGCAGCGGAUUCAUAUUUUUCAGUUUUACAAGGUUUCAUUAACUCUUUGGAUGAGUCCACCCAAGAAAGCAAAUUACGAUAUAUUCAAAAUUUCAAGUGGACCGAUACCUUACAGGGGCAGGUGCCCAGUGCUCAGCAGGACGCUGUGUUUGAAUUGAUUUCCAUGGGCUUCAAUGUAGCUCUGUGGUAUACCAAGUAUGCUUCCAGACUGGCUGGAAAAGAAAACAUAACAGAGGACGAAGCAAAAGAAGUCCAUCGGAGCUUAAAAAUUGCAGCUGGGAUUUUUAAACAUUUAAAGGAAAAUCACGUCGCAAAGCUUAUCACACCUGCAGAAAAGGGGCGGGAUCUGGAGGCUCGCCUCCUGGAAGCGUAUAUCAUCCAGUGUCAGGCCGAAGCUCAAGAAGUAACCAUUGCUCGAGCAAUUGAGCUGAAGCACGCACCUGGCCUGAUUGCUGCCCUGGCUUAUGAAACAGCCAAUUUCUAUCAAAAAGCUGAUCAUACUUUAUCCAGUUUGGAGCCUGCAUACUCUGCUAAAUGGAGAAAAUACCUUCACCUGAAAAUGUGUUUCUACACAGCCUACGCUUAUUGUUAUCACGGUCAGACUUUGUUGGCUAGUGAUAAAUGUGGUGAAGCAAUCAGGUCUCUCCAGGAAGCAGAAAAAUUUUAUGCGAAGGCAGAAGCAUUAUGCAAAGAGUAUGGAGAGACAAAAGGACCCGGACCAACAGUCAAACCUUCAGGACACUUGUUCUUUAGGAAGCUUGGAACUCUCGUGAAGAACACCCUCGAAAAAUGUCAGCGAGAAAAUGGAUUUAUUUACUUUCAGAAAGUUCCAACAGAAGCCCCACAACUGGAGCUCAAAGCUAAUUAUGGUCUCGUCGAGCCUGUACCUUUCGAAUUUCCUCCUCUGAGCUCGCACUGGACCCCAGAGGCGAUGGCUGCGUUUGACCUCACCCAGAGGCCCAAAGAUGACAGGGGCAAACCCAAGCCGGAAGAAGUGGUGAAGCCGGUGAAAGAACCAGAUAUCAAACCUCAGAAGGACACUGGAUGUUCCGUCUCCUAAGACGUGGUGACGUGGCAGCGCUUUGACUUCCACUGUGGCAGAUGAGCUCGGCCACGGACCUUCAGUUCGUAUUCCUAAAAUGAUUUCUCUGAAGCCUGUAGGUUUAAUGUAGUCAUUCAGAGGGAAUCUGCCUUCAGUUUAUUCUUGAUUUGUCAUGCAGUGGAGAUGUUUCAUGCUUUGCUUUGAGACUCCUUCCUAAAUAGGACAACGUGGAGAGAUUUUUCUUGUGCUGUAAAGGGCAGACUUGGGGGUUGGGUGUUUCUCUCUCGAACACCGGGUAGUAGUUAGUUUCAGGUUAGUACGUUACAGACCAGAAUCAUGUGAUUUCAGAUGUGUUUUUCUAUCUUCACAAAAAAAGGUUUAUUUUCCUUCCUCUCCUUUGAUAGCAGAAAAAUGACAGGGGUCAGUUUUUAACAGAGACGGUCUUCUCCCCUCCCAUUAUUUGAAUUGCAACACAGACUCGUUCUGUUUUGAGCCAUUUAUUUUUUCUGGUGGGGAAAAAAAAAAUCACUUCCAUUAAAUAUCAGAAAAUCUUCACACCAAAUCCCUUACACAUUAGAAGCUGUAAUUUACUCAAAAAUCAGUGUUUAUAGCUAUUUUGAGACCAUUUAAGAACUUACUCCUCUGCUGGUGGUUCUGCACUUCAUUUCCGUCUCAAUAAACAAACCUACAAUAUUUUGUAAAGUAUCUUUUCUAAUGAAUUUUUUUACCUGGGGACAGCAUUCUGUCAGAGCUCUUGGUGUUCUGUAUGUGAGAAGACAGAAGAAAGCGUUUUGCAGAAGUCAGUCAGAUACUGGCAUGACAUAAAGAGCUCUAAACCUAAACAAGAUAGGUUGUCCUGAAUUACACCACUAACACGCCACUUCUCGAAGUCAGAGUAGAAAACUCUCUUGCCUGUCUGCAGUGUACCUGGUUUUUAUAUGGUUUUCUAAUACACGGUGAGAAUUGUACUGCUUUAGGCCAAAGGCCGUAGCAAGAACCUAGAGAGCAAACGGGUAGCGUGUUCCUUAAGCCAAGCUUGUGACAUUUGAAAUAGGUUAGUGCAUACACAAACCUGGGAAAUAGGAGCUACAUAAUCCUAGAACAAAAAUCAUGCCUGUAGGUUUAUCUUCUUUUGAUGACUCUCCUGGGACCUUGGCUCAUUUUUCGGUUAUAAACGACAGAUUGGCUCCCUUCACAAAAAUGAUGGUGUAGGCUGAGCGCAUACUCCGUGCCAGGCGCUGGGCUGAGCACGUACGUAGAUAAACCUGUGAAUCCACACCACAGUCUUGUGAGAAAGAAGUAAAAUCUGCAUAAAGUAUUGAGAUAGGAAUAAACAUUUCAUUAUGAAGAAUAGAUUGUAUCUAUCUGAAUCAAUAUUGUAUUCAAAUAAAUGAUUCCUUAAAUCAUAGUUUAUACUCUUGGGGAAGAAACUACAUAGAAUCAUUAAGGGUUUUUCCUUUUUAAAUAUGUAGAAAUGCUAAUUACUCCUUGCUGUAGAGCAUUAAAUAUCUGAAGCUGCUGUUUCUAGAAAAAGUGGAGUAAUAACAGACAUUUGCUUUUAUUUUGCUGUCUAUGGAACAGUACUUUAAAUUUCACUGUAUGUUCUGUGCCACUUACUGACAAAACUUUAUAAACAGUUCUUGAUGCCAGCGUCGUCCUCCUGGCUCAUGGGGUCCGUUCAUUUGAGGGGCAAGUGCUUAGCCUCAUCAUUAAGUUUUCACAUGGCCGUUUUUGUGGGUCAUACUACACACAUGGAGUGAAAACGUGGGAUGUGCUCAGUGCUCCUGUAAAAAGCAAUGAAGACGGCGACUACAUUGAAUCAGUAAUUGGCCGCGUUGACAUAAGCAGAUAAUAAAUCUGUUGACUCAGUGAAGAUAAAUAACACGUAGUGACCAGACUCUCCUGUAUAGAUGAUAUUCCUGAAAUGAUGUUGGAAGUUUGGGAAAGUUAACAAAUGGAAAGAAACUGCAUGGAUGUUACGGAGACGACCUGCUUGUGUGACCUGUUGCAUAUACUUAACUUAAACCGGAUAAUGACAGCAAGCAUUUUGCUAAAAGUGUCGUUUGUAUAAUGAAUUAUCUUUUUAUUUAUGAAAAUAAAAGUAAUUUUACUUACA
Phacochoerus africanus (Common warthog) is the source of this 3714-nucleotide messenger RNA. It is a transcript of the gene BROX, whose product is annotated as BRO1 domain and CAAX motif containing. NCBI's taxonomy places the organism in Eukaryota, Metazoa, Chordata, Mammalia, Artiodactyla, Suidae. The coding region runs from base 381 to 1616 and encodes 411 amino acids. The record is from RefSeq and is a predicted model, not a curated record. The transcript has 13 exons.